AUGGGGAUUGUGGCCGAUCGUGACUGUCAGGGCGCUCCCAGACAGAAGAAAAAGCACAUGUGCAGAGUGACUCAUCCCCAAGGUCACCAUCGGCUCGACAUGUCCGGAAACUUUAAAUCCGACAGUUUGUGCAGUCAACCUACGUGGUUGUUUUGUGCGCAGGAGUACGAGCUCUCCCAUGCAGUAACAGUCACAAUGCGUCGCGUCGAGGUUUCAGUUGCGAUUAAGACCAGGCACAAGCGCAAACCGCACUUGAGCGUUGUUCGGAUCCGGACGUGGAUGCUUAAUCACCGCCGUUCUGACGCGGGGAGAUGGACUCUGAUUAUGAUCGGUCGUUUGGAUGGUCGGUACCGCUCGUUGGACGGUUGGCUAGGUCGAAAGGCCAAAGGCCACGCGGAGUGUACUGAAGGCGCAAGGCUCAAAGGUCAUCCUAUCUAUCAGCUAGCUAGUCAACAAUCCGACAAACUGGACCGAACAUCCAGCCUACCAGUCAUAAUCAGAGGCUACCCGCUGUAA
Opisthorchis viverrini is the source of this 516-nucleotide messenger RNA. RefSeq lists its product as hypothetical. Lineage: Eukaryota; Metazoa; Platyhelminthes; Trematoda; Opisthorchiida; Opisthorchiidae. Bases 1 to 516 code for a protein of 171 amino acids. The transcript has 4 exons. The record is from RefSeq and is a predicted model, not a curated record.